AUGGCAUUUGAACAAGGUCAACUACCAGAGAACGAAGCCUUUAUAAGUUUGGUAAAGGAGAUUAUGGGGAAGUGUGCUGGAUUGUUUCCAAAAGAUUAUGUGAUUGAUGUAGAGACAUUGAUUCAUCUUUGGACAGUGCAGGGUUUUAUUAAGCUAUCAAAUCGAAAGCAACAUGUUAAGGAUGUCGAUCAAGAGUACUUUAUGGAAUUACUUUGGAGAUCCUUUUUUCAAGAUGUAAAAAAAGAUGAAUUGGGCAAUAUAGCAUGUUGCAAAAUGCACGAUCUCAUGCAUGAUCUUGCAACUCUUGUGGCUGGGACGGAAAGUACUAUGUUAACUUCAAGUAAGGAAAAUAUUGGUGAAAAGGUUCGUCAUGUAUCAUUUGAUCUUGAGGAUUUGUUGAGUAAUCUAGAGGAUUCAUCAAGGGAACUUCCAAUUCUCAUGGUUAAAGGAAUGAGAAUACAAACAGUUCUUGCACUUAGUGUAGGGAUAGAGUUGGGUAAGUUUACUUGUGAUGCGCUCGUUUCAAAUCUCAAUUAUUUGCGCACAUUGGAUUUGAGUAAAUUAGAUCUAAGUGUGGUGUCACAUUCAAUUGGGGAAUUGAAACAUUUAAGAUAUCUUGAUCUUUCCAAGAAUAAAGAUAUUGAAUUUCUCCCUAAUUCGAAUACCAAGUUGCUAAAUUUGCAGACAAUAAAACUCAGUGGCUGUGACUCACUUAAAGAAUUACCCAAGGGCAUUAAGAAGUUGGUCAAUCUCAGGCAUCUAGACACUAAUUGCACCAAAUUGACUCAUAUGCCCCUUGGACUUGGACAUCUUACUUCUCUUAAGAUACUAACACGGUUUUUCUUGAAGAAAGGAGGUUUCAAGGCAAGCUCUUAUAGUUGGUGUAAGAAAAAACAAGCUAGGUUUGGUGGUGGGCUAAGUGAAUUGAAGAAGCUGAGCAAUUUGGGAGGAAGCCUAUGA
Messenger RNA from Quercus robur (English oak), 960 nucleotides. Its product is annotated as putative disease resistance RPP13-like protein 1. The transcript is spliced from 2 exons. The record is from RefSeq and is a predicted model, not a curated record. Gene Ontology annotation, biological process: defense response to other organism. Bases 1 to 960 code for a protein of 319 amino acids. NCBI's taxonomy places the organism in Eukaryota, Viridiplantae, Streptophyta, Magnoliopsida, Fagales, Fagaceae.